This is a messenger RNA of Staurois parvus, 344 nucleotides long. The record is from the annotation of a GenBank genome assembly. NCBI's taxonomy places the organism in Eukaryota, Metazoa, Chordata, Amphibia, Anura, Ranidae.
GCCACCUGUCAGUGUCCAUCAGUGCCAGUUCUCAGUGCUCAUCCAUGCCACUUGCCAGUGCCCAUCAGUGCCACAUUUCAGUGCCCAUUAGUGCCACAUAAGUGCCACAUUUCAGUGCCACAUCAAUGCCACAUAUCAGUGCCCAUCUGAGCUGCCUUUCAGUGUCACCCAUCAGUGCCAGUCAGUGCCACCUAUCAAUGCUGCCAAUCAGUGCCACCUACCAGUGCCACCCAUCAGUGCCACCUAUCAGUGUCCAUCAGUGCAGCCUAUCAGUGCCCAUCACUACAGCUUCAUUAGCGCACAUCAGUGAAGGAGAAAAAUCACCUAUUUACAAAAUUUGAUAA